This is a messenger RNA of Rotaria sp. Silwood2, 347 nucleotides long. The record is from the annotation of a GenBank genome assembly. NCBI's taxonomy places the organism in Eukaryota, Metazoa, Rotifera, Eurotatoria, Philodinida, Philodinidae.
AUGUAUUUCGCUAGUUUUCAAAAUCAUACUUCAGUUAUACAACUAAAUGAACAAAUACGAGUACGAGGUGUUAUUGUUACACUUAUACGAAGUACAAAUCGAUCCAUCUUCCUCACAAUUAAUAUGAUACAUUCUGUUAUUCACUUUUAUCCAACUUCUAAUGGUUCUCUAUAUCCAUUUAUUAUAUUUCAUGAUAAAGGUUUUACUUCAGUUAUGCGUCAACAAAUAUUAUCUUGUGUACUUCGAACUAAUAAACAAAUACAAAUUUCAUUUGCACUUGUUAAUUUUCAAACAUCAGUAAAACCAAAUAAUAAAUCCCGAUUAGAAAAAUCAAUUGGAUAUCGUUU